AUGAUGGGAGUCCCUCUCGAUGGUCCAGCUCAUGUGAAGGCUGACAACAUGUCAGUGAUCAAGAAUUCAAGCAUUCCAGAAUCUACCUUGAAGAAGAAGAGCAAUUCGGUUGCCUACCAUUAUGUUCGUGAGAGAGUCGCUGCGGGCAUGGCCAACAUCACCUACGAGAAUACUGAGAGCAACCUGGCGGACAUGCUGACCAAGAUCCAGAAUGGGCCUGUGAGACAGCGACUGGUGUCGAAAGUUCUUUAUUAA
This is a messenger RNA of Seminavis robusta, 255 nucleotides long. The record is from the annotation of a GenBank genome assembly. Lineage: Eukaryota; Bacillariophyta; Bacillariophyceae; Naviculales; Naviculaceae.